AAAGAGUUGUGUUUGAGGGAGAUGAGAUAGUAGAAGAUAAAUAAACAAUCAAAAACAGGAACACACAAUUAAGAAUCAUAAAAGGUUUUGGUGCAAAAAUGUGUUCCUUGUCACAGCAAAGCUUCCUCAUCCCUUUACCAACACUUCUUAACCCAAAUUUCAGGAGCAGCAGGACGAGGAAGACUGUGGUGGUCUACUGCAGUUGCACACAGCCACAACACGAUGAUCAACAACAACAAUCUUUAACUCCAUUAAGGAAGAAAAAUGAGAACAAGUUAGGGAAGUUAGCAAUGAUUGCAGUGGCUGCUGGUGUUUUAACGUUUGGAUCAGUUCAUGAUGCAUCAGCUGCCAAAACUGGUGGCAGAAUUGGUGGUCAGUCCUUCAGAUCAUCCGCUCCUCGCCCCUCUUCACCAAGAAUCAACAAUAACAAUUCCAGGACCAACAUCUACAUAAAUCCACGGGUGGCGCCUCCACUAGUUGGUGGAUACGGGUACGGUGGUGGAUACGGGUACGGUGGUGGUUGGGGAUGGUCUCCAUUUUCUUUCUUUGCACCAGGUCCAAGUGUCGCAGUAGGCGUUGGAGGUGGAUUUGAUACUCUGCUUCUGUUUAUGUUUUUUGGUGCUGCAGCCGCAGUUGUGAGGAAAUUCUUGGGAGGAUCAAGAAAUGUUGAUGAUGAUGAUGAUUACUAGCUUGCUGGCUAGCAGUACAAAAAGCUUUUCAAUACUUAUACUUGAUUAAUUGAAGAGAGUGUCGUGUUAAAUAUAGAUGUUUAAAGGAAUGAAAGAUCGAACAUAUGAGUGACCAAUAUUUUGGUCAUUUGAGAUAUAUAUUUUACUUGAAAGAGAAGCAAUCAUAUAGAGCGUGAA
This is a messenger RNA of Medicago truncatula (barrel medic), 866 nucleotides long. RefSeq lists its product as uncharacterized. Bases 99 to 689 code for a protein of 196 amino acids. The transcript has 3 exons. NCBI's taxonomy places the organism in Eukaryota, Viridiplantae, Streptophyta, Magnoliopsida, Fabales, Fabaceae. The record is from RefSeq and is a predicted model, not a curated record.